UUCAAACAUUAAGGAGCAGAGAUGUCAAUUCAUCAACACACAGUAAUUAGUAACGAGGUGAUUGGCGAGGUUACUGAAUGUCUUACCUGGUCUUUUUUGCAAUUACAAUAUUUUUUCUCAACAAUAUUUGACAGAAAAAGAGCUUCAACAUAAUUUUGAGGGGACAGGAUGGAGCCAACCAACACGUCCUAAAAACUUUUACUCUGAAAUGAUCAACUGGCUUGGUAGUUCUCAUUACUGUGUAUGUGUGUGUGGUCGUGCCUGUGUGUGUGUGUGUGUGUGUGUGUGUGUGUGUGUGUGUGUGUGCAUGACUGCACUCAUGUGACCGACCUUCACAGUCACUGAUCAGGCUUCAGGGACUACUUAGCAAUCAGAAAUGACAUUUAUUGAUCAGCCUAGAAAACUCCCCCAAAUCAGUUGUAGGAAGAGAAAACGUGCAUAAUGAAAAAAAAAAGAAGCAUGUGAGCCCGAUGAAGAAUAUGUCCGGGUGUUGACUGAGCAGAGAAGCGGUGAUAAAUAUCACUAUUUUUUGAUGGCUUAAAUUACUCAUAAUCAUUCAUACUUUCCUCAGCUUUAAGAGAAAUGUGGAAGCUGAGGAUGUCGAGUGAAAACUUUAUAAAUGUGUUCAUGGAAAGUUCAGCGGGGGUGCUACCUAUUUCCUUUGGUUUCUGUGGUUGGAGCUGCGGCGGUCCGGCCCUGAAGGGCUGCUUGGGUUUUCCAUUGAGUUUUCCUCUUAUCACCCAUUGAUCUGCUGAGGUUGCUGCCGCACAUGUGUUGCCAUGUGGUACAGAUGCUUGCAUGGAGUCACUGUAAGGCCAGGAGGAUUCCCUGACCAACCCGAGAAAAUGUCCACCAACAGAGAAAACCAGGCCGAUUAAAGAACUUCUCUUUUUCCACCGUUAACUUCUCUCGUCUGCAUGUCUGUUUCAGGAUGGAUCAUCAUGACUGGCAGCGAGGGAGAAGUAGAGGUCACAGGCGCUACGAUGAUGAAGAAGAGGGCCAGCCUGUCUACAUCGGUGUUCCAGUCACCCACAGACGGAAAAGGCGCAGACAUCACUCCCAUGUCAGUGAUGCCGAGCGGGACACACGGCACACACACUAUGACCGCCACACACACCGUGAACACUCGCACAGGGGAUAUUACCAGGACAGAGAAGAGCACUCUGACGACGACGAGGGCAGCACAGAGCCUCAAGAGCACUCCGACCUCUCAGUAUCUCCUGCAGCAGAGCGACUGCGCCACAUUCUGGGGGACGAUGACAGCACCCCAACACCUACAAUAUUCACUGAGAUGGACACACUACAACACGAGGGGGAUGAGUUGGAAUGGAAAGAGUCUGCGAGGUGGGUGAAGUUUGAGGAGAAAGUGGAGGAGGGAGGAGAGAGAUGGAGCAAGCCUCACGUCUCCACGCUGACCCUGCACAGCCUGUUUGAGCUCAGGACGUGUCUGCAGACGGGAAGCAUUCUGCUCGACCUGGAAGGCUACUCACUGCCACAGAUAGUGGAUGAAAUUGUGGAUCGGCAGAUAGCUGACGGUCUCGUUGCACCAGAUCUGAAGGAGAAGAUCAGCUUUGUGUUGCUCAGAAAGCACCGUCACCAGACCAAGAAACCAAUCCACCGCUCGCUUGCAGACAUUGGAAAGUCCUCAAACCCUGCUUCCAACCGUAGUCCUCAUGCUAAUCUGAAUCGUAGCACUAGUUCAGCCUCUGGGAUUCACCGCUCCACAGAAGACCUGCGCUCUCGACAGUCAGGCAGCCUCGGUCACCUGCAUCCUGCCCAGAGCCGAAGCAUGAACGACAUUUCAGACACACCAAGCACAGACCAGUUGAAGAAUAAGUUCAUGAAGAAGAUUCCUCGUGAUGCCGAAGCAUCCAAUGUCCUGAUUGGUGAAGUGGACUUCCUGGACAAACCUUUUGUGUCUUUUGUACGCUUGGCCCAGGCCACGACUCUGGGAGGCCUGACGGAGGUCCCUGUGCCGACAAGGUUUCUCUUCAUUCUGCUCGGUCCUCAUGGCAAAACCAAGUCCUACAAUGAAAUUGGAAGAGCGAUUGCGACGCUCAUGGUGGAUGAUCUCUUCAGUGAUGUUGCCUAUAAAGCGAGGGACCGCGAUGACCUGAUUGCAGGUGUUGAUGAGUUUCUAGAUGAGGUGAUUGUUCUACCCCCAGGAGAAUGGGACCCCAAAAUACGCAUCGAGCCUCCCAAGAAGGUUCCAUCUGCAGAAAUGAGGCAUUCAGUAAUGAACCUGAGUGAGUUGGGUCAAAUGAAUGGCUCGGCGAGUGGGGCAGCCGGAGGAGAAGACGAGGAAAUUCCAGCGCCACAUGAGCUUGGAGAGGAGCUGAAAUUCACUGGGAGGUUUGCAGGUGGAUUAUGGCUCGACAUCAAACGGAAGAUCCCAUGGUAUUGCAGUGAUAUCUACGACGGCUUCCAUAUACAGUCCAUCUCUGCUGUGCUCUUUAUCUACCUGGGUUGCAUCACCAAUGCCAUCACCUUUGGAGGACUGCUAGGGGAUGCUACUGACAACUACCAGGGAGUGAUGGAAAGCUUCCUUGGCACCGCUUUAGCAGGGACUGUCUUUUGUGUGUUUGGCGGGCAACCUCUCAUCAUCCUCAGUUCGACUGGACCCAUCCUUAUCUUUGAGAAACUGCUUUAUGAAUUCAGCAAGAGCAAUAACAUAGACUACAUGGAGCUGCGUCUGUGGAUCGGCCUUCAUGCAUGUCUACAGUGUUUUUUGCUGGUAAUAACAGACGCUAGCUACAUUAUCAAGUACAUGACCCGCUUCACAGAGGAAGGUUUCUCCAGCCUCAUCUCCUUCAUAUUCAUCUCUGAUGCCAUAAAGAAGAUGGUAGGAGCCCUUAAGUAUUACCCAAUCAACCGCAGCUUUAAGCCAGACUACAUCAUUGGCUAUAGGUGUGACUGUAUCCCACCAGACCAGGCAUCUGUUAAUGUUUCAGCUCCACUGGCAGACGAUAAUCUGACUCUGUUGUUUAACUUGACGGACAUGGGCUGGGGUCAGAUGAGUAAGAAAGACUGUGUCAAGUACGGAGGCACGCUGGUGGGGAAUGCCUGUAAGUAUGUUCCUGACCUGGCCCUCAUGUCCUUCAUCCUCUUCUUCGGCACCUACUCCAUGACGGUUUCUCUCAAGAAGUUCAAGUUCAGCCGCUACUUCCCGACAAAGGUCCGUGCCCUCGUAAGUGAUUUUGCCAUCAUCAUUUCUAUCCUGAUCUUCUGUGGACUGGAUAGCCUGCUCGCUCUGGAGACCCCCAAACUGCACGUUCCCACUGAGCUCAAGCCUACACGUUCGGAUCGAGGCUGGUUGGUGAUGCCGUUUGGUAAAAACCCCUGGUGGUGGUAUCUGGCCAGCUCGGUCCCUGCUCUCCUGGUCACCAUCCUCAUCUUCAUGGACCAACAGAUCAGCGCCGUCAUCGUCAACCGCAAGGAGAACAAACUGAAGAAAGGUUGUGGCUACCACUUGGACCUGUUCUGGGUGGGGGUCCUGAUGGCCGUGUGCUCCUUCAUGGGUCUGCCCUGGUACGUAGCCGCCACCGUCAUCUCCAUCGCUCACAUCGACUCUCUGAAGAUGGAGAGCGAGUCCAGCGCUCCCGGAGAGCAGCCGCAGUUUCUCGGCGUCAGAGAGCAGAGGUUGACAGGAAUUCUGGUUUUUGUCCUGACGGGACUUUCAGUUUUCCUUGCUCCCAUUCUCCAGUACAUCCCAAUGCCAGUCCUGUACGGAGUGUUCCUGUACAUGGGCGUGGCCUCACUCAGUGGCAUCCAGUUCUGGGAGCGUAUCAAGCUGUAUCUGAUGCCCGCCAAACACCAGCCAGACUUCUCCUUCCUGCGUCACGUUCCUCUGAGACGGGUCCAUCUGUUCACCCUGGUGCAGAUCCUCUGUUUGGCUGUGCUCUGGAUCCUGAAGUCCACAUUCCUGGCCAUCAUCUUCCCAGUGAUGAUUCUCGGUCUGAUGGUCGUACGGAAGCUUCUGGAUCUGAUGUUCUCACAACACGACCUGGCCUGGCUGGACGACAUCCUACCUGACAAAGACAAGAAGAAGAAGGAGGAUGACAAGAAGAAGAAGAAGAAGGCGGCAGAGCCAGAGAGCGAUGAGGAGGAGACCAAGCCGUACUCGACCGUCACAUCCGAUCAAAACGAAUUAAACCGCAGCAUCACUCUGCACCUGAAGAUCUCCUGCCCCCCCUCGCCUAACCCCUCCCAGACGAGCCUAGCCUCCCGGGACGCUCAGUCACAUCUGCCUCCACCGCGCCGGCCCGUGCCCCAGGUCAACAUCCAGGUGGAGUCAGACUGCGAGGAGUCUGGCUUCUGCUUCAGACCGCAACGCCGCCACCAUCAUCACCACCACCACCAUCACAACCAGAGCCACUAUUUCCCCCGUGCCACACCUCCACCUGUAAUACACAGAGACUUUCACCCCAAACUGCAUGCUCGCUUCAUUGACCAGUGUGCUGAGACCGUUCUGUAGACAUAAACAGAAGGUGCAAAGUGUUGCAUACUGUUAAUAACUCUUAAUCUGCACUAUAUGACAGUUUCUAUUCAUUUGUACUAAACUGAUCUUUUAUUUGAUAUCUGAUGUAAUCCCUGUGAAUUAUAUAACUAGCCAUCCUAAACCUUGUCGAGCUCUCAGGUCGGACCCCUGCAGUGCUCUGAGAAACCAGCUUCAUGUAGUGAAGAUAACUAGCUGCAAAGAAACAACCAAAAUGUGUUAAUAAUAUAACGACUGAUAAAUGCAUGAACCCACUCUCAACCUGUGUCAGUAUUGUUGAUCAUGAUUUCCUUUGUGUGCAUUUAAAGAAAGGUAGAGAGAGUGAAAGUGAUACACUUCACCUCGACAUCAGCGUGAAUGAGGGAAACCUCGAGAUUUUUCAGGCUUUGAUGAAGGUUUGAAAUGAAAUGAAACGUCAUGAUUUAUGUGCACAAUGGAUGUGAAGCCCUGACAGUGUAAUAAAACAGCAUUUAAAGUU
This is a messenger RNA of Labrus mixtus (cuckoo wrasse), 4973 nucleotides long. It is a transcript of the gene slc4a5b, whose product is annotated as solute carrier family 4 member 5b. Gene Ontology annotation, biological process: regulation of intracellular pH; transmembrane transport; bicarbonate transport. The record is from RefSeq and is a predicted model, not a curated record. Gene Ontology annotation, molecular function: monoatomic anion transmembrane transporter activity; solute:inorganic anion antiporter activity; sodium:bicarbonate symporter activity. The coding region runs from base 932 to 4474 and encodes 1180 amino acids. Gene Ontology annotation, cellular component: plasma membrane. The transcript has 26 exons. Lineage: Eukaryota; Metazoa; Chordata; Actinopteri; Labriformes; Labridae.